This is a messenger RNA of Echinostoma caproni, 519 nucleotides long. The record is from the annotation of a GenBank genome assembly. Lineage: Eukaryota; Metazoa; Platyhelminthes; Trematoda; Plagiorchiida; Echinostomatidae.
AUGGGAAGGCCGUUGCCUGACCUUCUGCGUAGACUCCCCGAACAGAGCAUGGCCCCGUUUGUAUUAGAGGCAAAAGAGGUAGAAGCUGCACUGAAACAAGUAGAUCAGAACAAGGCCGCGGGGCCGGAUGGGCUGCGUCCAGCAAUACUGCGGCCCAUUGCUGACAUUAUUGCAGGUGAGCUUACUCAGCUUUACAACCGAUCCCUUGCCUCUGCAACGCUGCCGGCCGACUGGACCACGGCAGAAGUGGUUCCAAUCCACAAGGGUGGAUCAAGGGCGGCUGCAUUGAAUUAUCGUCCAGCAAGCCUGCUUUCGGUUGUCCUGAAAACCUUCGAGGGGUUCCUCAGGGAGAAAGUCACCAUUGAGGCUAAACUGAGUCAUCUGCGCCCAAACCUAUCUCCGGGUCCGGAUAACAUACCGGCGGUACUCCUCCUAGCGGCGACAGACGAUUGGACUAAAGAGGCAGAUAUGGGGAACAGCGUGGACUUCUCCAAGGACUUUGACAAAGUACCGCAUUGA